AUGUAUUCGCUGAGUACUUCUGGGUACGGCAACCGCAGAGGCUCGAAGGAGGAAAUGUGCAGAAUUGCGCAAAAACGGAACGAAGGGCGAUUAUCAAACUGGACGGCACACUUAACGCGGCAUCGGACCCUCCCGACAGCUGGCGCUAUGCAACCCCAACAACCUCUGGUGACGACAGCUCUUCUUGCACGCAACUCCCCCAACGAAAGCUACAGUGGACUAUAAGGUAA
Messenger RNA from Mycena indigotica, 230 nucleotides. RefSeq lists its product as uncharacterized. The record is from RefSeq and is a predicted model, not a curated record. The transcript is spliced from 4 exons. NCBI's taxonomy places the organism in Eukaryota, Fungi, Basidiomycota, Agaricomycetes, Agaricales, Mycenaceae. Bases 1 to 225 code for a protein of 74 amino acids.